AUGAAACUGCUGAUUUUUUUGAUGUUUUUGAAUUUCGAAAUGGUGAACUGUGGUCAUAAUAUUGCUCCAGAUUUUAUGAAUUGGAUGAACGCGCAUUUGUCAGCUCAGGAAGUUGCCAGUGAGUUUCCAGGGGCCAGAGACCACCCACGAAGCCUCUUCUCUUCCAGACAUUGUUCGAGAUGAUUUGACGACUGGAAGUUUUGGAGGUGGAAUCUACACAGGGACUGUUCGACCAGCGAUUUUUGUGCAUGGUUUGAACAAUCAGGCUGGUGAUUUAUGGCAAGUUCGCCGUGAUUUUGUUGCCGAUGGUUUUCCGAUUCAGCGGGGAUUUGCAACAUCUUGGGGACGAGGUACUGAAAGUUUGAAUCUUGAUGUUAAAAUGCAGUGUGCUUUUGUGCAGCAUGUGAGUUUUUGAAAAAAAAAAUUGCGGGCAAGGGGAUUCGAACCUUGGUCUCGUGGGCGGCAGGCAAAAAUGCUAACCUCUAGGCCACAUGUGUUUUUUCUAACGGAGGGUAGAUUUCGGUGAAAAGGAAACUGUUUGCGUUGCAACAUUGCUCAAAAUUUGAAGUUAGGAUAACUAAUUUUCUUUAGAUCCGUCGAUUCAUGGAAAUCGUAAUCGAAUAUACAAACGCUACUCAAAUCGACGUGUUGGGUUAUUCAAUGGGUUCCCCGAUUGCCAGAAAAGCAAUUCUUGGUGGAAAAUGUAUUGAUAACUCAACUGUGGAUUUAGGAGCACCGCUAACUUCCAAAAUUCAUACUUAUGUUUCGAUAGCUGGAGCAAAUCAGGGUUCUCAACUUUGUUUUUUGCCAUGGUUUGAUGUUUGUAAUUUGGACACUGGUUUGACGUGUUUUUCGAAGUUUUUGAAGGAAAUUAAUACACAGUGAGUUCAGAUGAAGAAUGUGGCCUAGAAAUUUGAAAAGUUCGGCCACGCAACUAUGUGCGCCCUGUUAACGAUAGAAAAUUGCCCCUCGGGUCAGACGAGAGACGACGAGAGUCUGACGUCAUCAAAGACAGAUCGCUUCGAGAUAUUUUUGAGAAAAUACGUGUCCCUUUGAAAAAAUACCGUAUUUUGUUUCAAGGAACACAUGUUUUAUUGAAAAUAUCUUGAAGCGAAAUUCAUUUUCGGGAUAUUUUUGCAAAAUACUCUCGUCGUCUCGCGUCUGACUCAAUGGGCGCCUUGUAUGGUCGUGAAAUUGUGUGGUAGUCUACUGUAGCUCGCAGUUGUGUGCAAACACGGCGACGCGAAAAUCAACUUCAAAAAAAGUAUUCCAGACAAAACUACGAAUCCACCUUCCGAAGUUUCAACAUCGCCUCAACUUCUGAUGUUAUGGUUGGAUAUUUUGCGUGCGGAAAGAAGGCUUCCGCAUUCACCGGAGCUGUUGAAUAUAAGCUAAACGGAAAAAGCCACACUGAAACUGAAUUCGAGACUGGAUCUCUUCAAUUGUCACUUCUUCGACAGAAUUCCACUUCUUUCAGCGGCGUUUCUAGAAGGUUAGAAGCCACGCGCUCCACCGAAAUGAACACGCAACGCAGACCGCGUCGCGCCACAACACACACAAAAAAGGGAGGGAAUUUGAAUCUUUCCCCUAUUUGUGUGUGUGUUGUGGCGCGGCGCGGUCUGCGUUGCGUGUUUAUUUCGGUGGAGCGCGUAUGAGAUUCUCGAUAAUACUUAGGCUAACUAGGGUUUUUCUCUAUGAGAAGUUAUGACGUGGCAAAGUUAUUAAAACCUUAGUUUUAACCUUAACAGUUUUAAGAAAGGUUUUGAAGUUGAAAAGCUUCAGCUUUUCGUAUUUAUUUUUUUACACAAAAAAAUUUUCUCAAUGACUACGGUAUCAGCGAUCAAAAACUGAUCUUUAAACCGGUUUUUUUCGAUAAAAAAAAAUUUCGAAACAGUUUCAGAGCUCAAAUUCAAAUUUUUUUUUUGCAGAAUUCCGAAAAAACUCAUGCUUUCCCGUAAAAAUCCGUUCAACGAGAUCAAAAAAUCGAUGGGCAAAACUGGUAGAGAGGAAAAAAUGCCGCCAAGUUCAACAUCUGCUCCUGAAUUUGAAUUUCAAAAUUGA
Molecule: messenger RNA, 2061 nt
Organism: Caenorhabditis angaria
Lineage: Eukaryota; Metazoa; Nematoda; Chromadorea; Rhabditida; Rhabditidae
Source: the annotation of a GenBank genome assembly